AUGCCGAGGUCGUUUCUCGUGGACUCGUUGAUUCUGAGAGAGGCCGGCGGCGGAGGAGAGAAGGGUCGCGCGAACAGCCCGCCGCUCUUCCCCUCCUACUCCGUCCACCAUCCCGCUCAUCCGCUUCACGGCCUCUCGGCGGCGGCGGCGGGCUCGUGCCACGCGCGGAAGGCUCAGGGGGGCUUGCUGUGCUUCUGCCCGCUCUGCGUGACGGCGGCUCCGGCGCCUCAGCUGCACCCGUCGCCCCCCGCGGCCCUGCCUCUCCUGAAGGGGGCGCUCCCGGCCGCCCUGGGCUCGCAGUACUGCCACUCUGCCGCGCUCGCGCUGUCCCGCCAGCACGCGCCCUCGGCCGGCGUCAGCCUGGGACACGGACCGGGCUUGUACCAGACCUCCUACCCGCUGCCGGACCCGCGCCAGUUCCACUGCAUAUCCAUCGACAACAGCAGCAGCCAAUUGCAGAGCAGCAAGCGCAUGCGCACGGCGUUCACGAGCACGCAGCUGCUGGAGCUGGAGCGCGAGUUCACCUCCAACAUGUACCUGUCGAGGCUGCGGCGCAUCGAGAUCGCCACCUACCUGAACCUGUCCGAGAAGCAGGUGAAGAUCUGGUUCCAGAACCGCCGCGUCAAGCACAAGAAGGAGGGUAAGGGCGGGGGCGCGCACCGCGCGGGCGCCCAGCACCAGCACCAGCAGCAGCAGCGCGCCUGCACGUGCUCGUCGUCCCUGUCGUCCGCGCGCUGCUCCGAGGAAGAGGAGGACGCGCCGGGGUCACCUUCAUCCUCGGGGAAAGAGGACGCAGAUCUGUCCGUCAGUCCGUGAAACGCGUCUCGACGCACGCAGAGACUUUACAGAGCAGCCAAAACAAAACAAAACAAACAAACAAACAAACAGCCGG
Molecule: messenger RNA, 892 nt
Organism: Colossoma macropomum (tambaqui)
Lineage: Eukaryota; Metazoa; Chordata; Actinopteri; Characiformes; Serrasalmidae
Gene: gsx1
Product: GS homeobox 1
Exons: 2
Coding region: 1-816 (271 amino acids)
Biological process (GO): regulation of DNA-templated transcription
Cellular component (GO): nucleus
Molecular function (GO): DNA-binding transcription factor activity, RNA polymerase II-specific; sequence-specific double-stranded DNA binding
Source: RefSeq, a predicted model, not a curated record